Molecule: messenger RNA, 2732 nt
Organism: Beta vulgaris subsp. vulgaris (sugar beet)
Lineage: Eukaryota; Viridiplantae; Streptophyta; Magnoliopsida; Caryophyllales; Amaranthaceae
Product: lipase-like PAD4
Exons: 4
Coding region: 620-2500 (626 amino acids)
Biological process (GO): lipid metabolic process
Source: RefSeq, a predicted model, not a curated record
CACAGCCAUGCUUUCCUAGAGAUGAAGGUCCUAUUCUGCCCAAGGAAGCUCACUCAAGUUGCGGAUAGACUAGCUCGUGAUGGAAGAAAAGACAAUCUAGAAGUGAAUGUAACUAGGCACAUCCCCAUCCCCCCUAGUUAUCUUUUGAACAUUUGGGACGAAUUUGUACUAAGGCUUCAAGCCACAAACAUUUAAGUAUCUAUGCAUCCAUAUUUCACCAAAAAAAAAAAAAAAACAUACUUAAAGAUUAACAAUCAUCCAAACUUCAAUUCCACAUUAUUGAGAACCUCCAUUAUGCAUCCAUAUAGAUAAACUCAAUGCUAAAUUUGCUUCUUAACAAGCUAUCUCAUUCUAUAUACUUUUGCUGAUUUGGUGCUUUCCAAGUGAAAAAACAAAAACCCCCAUAGUACACACACAUACACUUUGAUAUCGACAACAUUUGACCCCCAUCAAUCCCCCUCUUAAGUGUCCCCCUCAUCAUUAAUUUCCCACAUAUUUUACCAAUAACAUAAAGUUGGAAAUUUUUUCAGUACCAAUCAUUCCCCACUUAACCCAUUUGAAGUGUUGAAUUGAACUUAUUUUCUUGGGAAAACAGAAGGAAAGAAAGUGGCCUGAGAAAAUGGAAAUCGAAGGUUCAUUAUUUGAGACAACUGAGAUGGCAGCAAACUUCUUGGCAUCAACAAGUCUACUACUUGACUCAUGGAGAGUAUGCAACCUUGCAAACUCCCCUGCUUCUGGAGCUUUUGUUGUUCAACAAAGCGGGCCCAUCGGGCUCAUUGGCUUCUCGGGCCUGCAUGAUCUCGGGCUCGGCUCGGGCUCGUAUUUGAAGGACAUGGUUGUUAUUCAGGAAGGUGAUGGCAAUGGGCUGUUUUCCGGGCUUGGUCGCCAUGUGGAUGAUCAUGAGGAGCCUGUUAUGGUACAUGUUGGACUCUUGCAGCUCUUCUUACGCAUUCAUGGCUGCCCUACUUUCCAAAUUCAGAUGAAAACACUAGUAGAACAAAGCAAGUCAAUAAUACUCACAGGACAUUCCAUAGGGGGAGCAAUAGCAUCACUAACAACACUAUGGCUACUCUCCUACAUCCAAACUAUCCCUUCACCACCAGAAAUUCUCUGUAUCACCUUCGGUUCACCACUCCUAGGCAACAAAUCUCUCUCGAAAUCGCUCCUACGACAAAGAUGGGCUGCAAACUUCUGUCAUGUAGUGCUUAAACAUGAUAUCAUCCCAAGGCUUCUAUUUGCACCCUUAAUCCCCAUUAAUACCCAGCUACAUUUCUUGCUUCAGUACAUUCAAUCAUCAAUAGCCUCUCAACCAGGGCAAAUAGAAGUUGAUGUAACUGAAGAAAUGAAGGAUGAGUUGUUUAGGUUUGUACUGAUAUAUACUGAGGCGACUGCAAAAGAAUCAACAGAAAAUAUGAAGAAUUCUUCAGGGUUAUUCUGGCCAUUUGGAAAUUAUAUGUUCUGUUCAGAAGAAGGAGCUGUCUGUGUUGAUAACGCGGUUUCUGUUGUGAAGUUGCUGCAUUUGAUGCUUGCAACGGGGAGCUCGAGAUCGUGUUUCGAGGAUCAUCUGAAGUAUGGUGUUUGUGUAGAGAGAAUGUCUUUCCAGUUUCUUAUGAGAAAAGGGUUUAUGCAAGGAGAUGUUCCUAUGUCAAGUUAUGAAGCAGGAUUGAAACUGGCAGUGGAGUCUUCAGGAUUAGCAAACCAGGAAUCAGUUUCUAAACAAGCUGAAGACAGCCUAAAGAUGGUGAAGCAAAAUGGCACAACACCUAACCUCAACAGUGCAAAACUAUCUAUAGCUCUUUCCAAAAUAACACCUCACAGAGCACAGAUUGAAUGGUACAAAACAUCCUGCGACGUUUCAGACAAUCAAAUGGGGUACUACGACUCCUUCAAGCUAAGACAAGCGUCAAAACGAGACAAUCAAGUUAAUCUGUUCAGAAUCAAGUUAGCUAGUUUUUGGGAUAUUGUUAUCAAUAAGAUUGAUAACAAUGAACUACCUCAUGAUUUUCACAAACGACGGAAAUGGGUGAAUGCUGCUCAUUUUUAUCAGCUUUUGGUUGAGCCAUUGGAUAUUGCAGAGUAUUACAGAAGUGGUGAGCACUUGAAGAAAGGGCAUUAUAUGAGAUAUGGCCGAGAGAGAAGGCACGAGAUUUUCGAUAAGUGGUGGAGGGAAAACGAAAAAGUUAAGGAAGAGAACAAGAGGAGCAAGUUCGCGAGCUUAACACAAGAUUCAUGUUUUUGGGCACAUCUUGAGGAAGCUAGGGAGUUACUUGAGGAGGUCAGAAAAGAGAGAAGCUCAAACAAUGUGGCUCUAUGGCAAGGUAUGAAUGAAUUUGAGAGAUAUGCAGAAAAAUUGAUAGAGAGCAAGGAGGUUUCUUCUGAUGUCCUGGCAAAGAAUUCGAGCUACAGCAUGUGGGUAGAGGAGGUCAAAGAAUUGAGAUUACAGAUGCAGCAAUUCCCUCAGUUGCCGGGUAUAGUGGAUGUUGAAAUGGUUCCUAGGUAAAGCUGCUCAUGCAGCUGAUCCGUCCUAUUGGGAUUAAAGCUUUGGCAUUGUUGUUGUCGUUCUAUCGUCAGAUGGGCAGCCCACCUAGGUAGUUGCAAGUAAGUAUACACAUAAAAGAGAGAAUAGGCAAUCUUCCUUUCCCUUCCCUUCCCAUUGUUACUCCCUCGAUCGUUCUCUUUACACAAUCUUCAAGAGAAGCCUUUGAUAUAUAUCUAAAUCUAGUUACAGAGUA